AUGCACAGACACCUGCGCUACUACGGCUACUUCGGAGCCCCUCGGGUGCUGAAGCCAGCCCUCCGCAAGAGCAAGCAGCUCCCCUUGGGGCGGCCCCCAGACUGUGGGUCCCCGCUGCUGCGGGAGCCACGGGCUCUCUUUGCCCUGCUGUCGGCACGAGGCCCCCUGCCCGCUCCCCGCUGGCCGGUCGAGUGUGAAGUCGUCGAGGAGGCGAUCAAGCAUAUCGAGUGGGUCCCCCCUCAGCCGGAGCCGUUCUACCAGCCCAUGGGCCACGAGCAGGCUCCGGCCAGCAGCGAGGAGCACGGCACUGUCGUCUACCACAUCAGCCCAGGUACCAUCGGAGACUCCUGUUUCACCCGGGCUAGGGUCGGGGGUGCUCAGGGCCCCCUCUCCUCGCCAGCAGCCACCCUGGCAGGUCCUCACGACACCACCCUCCUUUUUGAGUCGCGCUUUGAGAGCGGCAACCUCCAGAAGGCCGUCAAAGUGGGUGCCCAUGAGUACGUGCUGACCCUGCGGCCGGACCUGUACACCAGCAAGCACACCCAAUGGUUUUACUUCCGCGUGCAAAACACCAGGAAAGACCCUGUCUACCGGUUCACCAUCACCAAUUUGGCAAAGCCCAAGAGCCUCUAUGGCGAGGGCAUGAAGCCGCUGCUCUACUCACAGCGGGAUGCCCAGAGCCAUGGCAUUGGCUGGCACAGAGCCGGGGAUGAUAUCCGCUACUACCGGGGUGGCUCUGAAGAAGGCCGGGCUGCCUACUGCCUCACCUGGACCGUGCGCUUCCCCCACGAUGGCGAUACCUGCUACUUUGCCCACUCCUACCCUUACACCUACUCGGACCUGCAGCGUUACCUGCAGGAGGUGGUGGGCGACCCCGUCCGCUCACAGUACUGCAAGGUGCGAGCGCUGUGCCGCAGCCUGGCUGGCAACACUGUCUACUUGCUCACCAUCAGCAGCCCCGCAGGUGCCGCAGCCAAGAGGAUGGUGGUGCUGAGCGCCCGCGUGCACCCCGGCGAGAGUGGCGGCUCGUGGGUGAUGAGGGGCUUCCUCGACUUCAUUCUGAGCGAUGCCCCCGAGGCUCAGCUCCUUCGGCAGCUCUUCAUCUUCAAGGUGGUGCCCAUGCUGAACCCCGAUGGCGUGGUUGUGGGCAACUCCCGCUGCUCCCUGGCAGGCAGGGACCUCAACAGGGCCUACAGGACGGUGCUCAAGGACUCCUUCCCCUGCGUCUGGCACACUCGAGCCAUGGUGGAGAGGGUCCUGGCGGAGCGGGAGAUCCUGCUCUACUGCGACUUCCACGGGCACAGCCGCAAGAACAAUGUCUUCAUGUAUGGCUGUAGCGGCAGCGGGGCCAGUGCCAUGCCACGGCUGCACGAACGCAUCUUCCCGCUGAUGCUGAGCAAAAAUGCCCCUGACAAGUUUUCCUUCCGCAGCUGCAAAUUUAAGGUGCAGAAGAGCAAAGAGGGGACCGGGAGGAUCGUCAUGUGGCGGAUGGGCAUCUCCAACAGCUACACCAUGGAGACGGCCUUUGGGGGCUCCACGCUGGGCGAGAGGCACUCGCACUUCAGUGUGGAGGACCUCAAAUCGCUGGGCCACCACAUCUGUGACACCCUGCUGGACUUCUGCAACCCUGAUGCUGCCAAGGUCCAGCAGUGCCUGUUGGAGCUGGAUGAGCUGCUGAAGCAGCAGCUUCAUCAAAAGCUCGGGUGCAAGUCAGGCUCCAGUGGUAGCUGGAGUGGCGUCUCCCUCUUGGACCUCGAAUCCAGCACCAGUGGCUCCAACAGCUCCGAGUCCGAUGGCCCUCCUGCUCACCUCCGCGGCCUGGCAGAGCAGCUUAAACAAAGGAAAAAGAAGCGGUUGCAGACAAGGAGAGAAAGGAAUGCCCUGCGUCAGCGAUACACCAUCUCCCGGGACCGGCUGAGCCGGGAGAGCAUCUCGGGUGAGCGCCGUCACCCCAGGAGCCGUGCUGCUGCAGGGGAUCCGCACCUGGCAAGGAGAGAGGGCGGCAGCAUCGGAGCCGUGCUGGGCUGUCCGACGCCAGCGAGUGCCCGCCGCGCAGGCCUGGUUGCACUGAGAGACGCCGCGCUGAGGGAGCAGCCCAAAAGUGUUGCUGCAAACGGGGCUACAACUGCUCGGAGCAGGCAUGGGCAAUCCCAGCUGGCAGGCUGUGGCGGCGCUUACCGAAACGGCACAGGCCACGGCACCAGCUGUGUUUCCUUGCAGGCUGCAGCCCCCGGAGCCAUGACCAGGUUGUCCCUAUGGCGGGGGGAGCUGCACAGCGGACACGAGAUGGUUCCCCGUGGGAGCAGGAUGCGGUCCUGCCUCAGCAGCCCUCCUGGGGAGCGCGGGUGCUGGCCCCACGCCAAGCAAUGCAACGGGUGGGACCUGGCGUCUGACCCCAUGGGCGCUCGCUGUCCGUGCCUCGCGCGUCGCCGAGCAGCUGUGGGCGGGCAGCAUGCCACGGCAGCGCUGAGCCUCUUGCCAGCGCGGAACCAGUUGCCCUGUGCCACACGGGGACCUGCCUCAGCUCCCGGCCGGAAGCAACCCAGCGGGCACAGAAACCUCUCACCCUCGGGCAAGGCUGCAGGCGCCAGCCCCCAACCGUAGCUGCUUGCUGAUGGCACAUUGUCACGGUCACGUUCGGUAUUAAAAGCGGUGCUGCGGCACAGGGCCGUGUCCCCAGCUGCUGUGGGCCAGGCCUCAGCGUGGGAUUACGCAGCCACUGCUGCAGGGUUGGCACCACUAGCGGGGCCCACCGGCGAGCUGAGUCGGGGAUCCUGUGCCCUGGGUUCACGCAGGGCCAGUGGGGGAACAGGCCACUGCCCUGUUACGGCACCCUGAAAUGAUUGUUCUCACAGCCCUGAGGCUUUUCUGUCACUCUGCAGCAGGCAAACCAAGAAAGCAGCAUGGGGAAAGGCGCAGGCGCUUUGGGGCGUGGGGCUCCACGGGGGCAGAGCCCGAGGCUGCCCCGGAGCAGGAGGGCAUCUCCCUCCCGCAGGGCCGCAGGGGGAAGGCCAAGGUCAUGGCGGCAGAGUGCAGCCAACGUUAAGGUGCGGCCUGAAAAACUGGUCGGGCCGGAGCCGCCUCCAUCGGGCUGGAGUGCCCGCAGGCAGAGCGCCGGGCGAGGCAGGUGUGUGGGGCGCGGUGCCCACCAGGCCCUGCUCCUCGAAGCCAUGUCCCCCAGACUGUGGGCCUCGGCCUCGGUGCCAUGCUGCUGCCAGGCAGGCCUCAGGCCGGGUAGGCCCUGUUGCCAUGGUGACACCCCACUGAGGCCCCUCAGACCUCGUCACCGUGGUGCUGCCUCCGGCUAGGUAGGUCCCGUCGCCACCCCCCCCCCCG
Messenger RNA from Dromaius novaehollandiae (emu), 3336 nucleotides. It is a transcript of the gene AGBL2, whose product is annotated as AGBL carboxypeptidase 2. Gene Ontology annotation, molecular function: zinc ion binding; metallocarboxypeptidase activity. Lineage: Eukaryota; Metazoa; Chordata; Aves; Casuariiformes; Dromaiidae. The record is from RefSeq and is a predicted model, not a curated record. Bases 1 to 2604 code for a protein of 867 amino acids. Gene Ontology annotation, biological process: proteolysis. The transcript has 12 exons.